This is a messenger RNA of Xenia sp. Carnegie-2017, 1625 nucleotides long. Its product is annotated as LRP2-binding protein-like. Gene Ontology annotation, molecular function: protein binding. NCBI's taxonomy places the organism in Eukaryota, Metazoa, Cnidaria, Anthozoa, Malacalcyonacea, Xeniidae. Bases 39 to 1076 code for a protein of 345 amino acids. The transcript has 6 exons. The record is from RefSeq and is a predicted model, not a curated record.
UUUGAUUUUCGAGUUCUUCUUUGCGCUUGUACAUAACCAUGGAAUCAUCUUUAACCGUGACAGACGGAGACAUAGUAUGUAAUCUACACAAACUGCAGGCGGAAGACCUUUCAAUUUCUUCAGGACGUUCUUUUGACGAAGAACAGGACGAUAAUGAUGGUGUACUGGGAGAUGAUCGUUUAGAAACUCUACUGUUGGAAAGAAACGAUCCCGCGUCGAGAUUCCAACUUGGACAGUUUUACUUUGAGCGAGAAAUAUACGAAAAAGCGUUCGCGGAGUUUGAGAAACUUAAAGACCACGAAUUUCACGCGUUGUAUCAACUUGGAGUUAUGUAUUAUGAUGGGUUAGGAGUGCAAGAAAACACUGAGAAAGGAUUUGAAAUAAUGGAAUCGAUUUGCAAUAGUACCAAGAAGAAAGCUGCAUCAAUAAUACCUUAUGCCCAAUACAAUCUUGGCUGUGCAUACUAUGAGGGCAAAGGAGUUAAGCAAAGUGAUGAUCGUGCAGAGGAUUAUUGGCUGUUAGCUGCUAGAAAUGGAUUGCCUGAAGGCUCAGUAAAAGCACAAAGUAUUCUGGGAAUGUUCUAUUCUAGACCAGGCGAGACCAAACUCAAUAUUCAGAAGUCGUAUCAUUGGCACCAAGAAGCAACCGGAAAUGGAUCCAUUGAAUCUCAAGGUGCCUUGGGUGUAAUGUUCGAGUAUGGCAUUGGCGUUCGUCGUGACGUAAGAGCUGCAUUUAAAUGUCUGAAAGGCGCGUCGGAAAGAGGAAAUGUCUACGCUCAGGGAAAUCUUGCAAUGCAUUAUUAUCGUCAUAAAUUGUUCAAUCAAGCUUUUGAAAUUGCUCAAAGUGUAUGUCAACUCGAAGACGUCAAGAAAAUUGCCAAAGUUACUGACUGUAUGCCUGUUUAUGUUGCGAAAGGAAUUUCACUUGGUUGCUUGGUGUAUGGACGAUGCUUAUACAAAGGUUAUGGAGUGGAGAAGAACGAAGAAAAGUCAAAAAUCUGGUUUAAACAGGCAUUUAAAUACGACCCAGAGACAAUUGCGCGAUUUCAAGAUGACAUGAUCUUUGGCUAUAUCUGAUCGUUUUCAUCUUCGACCGUGCGUUGUAAGUACAAGUGCUGUGUACUGUGUCUAUGGUCUGUUGUAUAGUUUGGAUAAUAGGUGCAAAAAGAUUUCAUCAAGAGUCGUCAUAGUGCGCGCACAAAACGAAAGUCUUUCGAAUUAGAGGGUUUGUCUUUAAUGAGUAUUGAUUUGCUAAACUGCUUGAAAUCCUACAAGAGGAGCCACAAGAUGAACCACUGAAAGUCAUGUUUGUUGCAUGACAAAACAAAUCCAGAACUUCCUCUCAUCAAAUAUCGUGCUCAAAAUGGUCGCGUUUUGAACAUUUUACCAUCAAUUACCAAAUGUAACAUGUUACAUUUCUCAUGCGUCAAUUUACUGUAAUUAGCGUAAGAUAUCGCGUGUUCUCAGCUUGGUAUUUGUUGAAUAUUUGUCAAAGCCAUUAAUGAGAAAGUGGAAACCUUGUUUUUUGUAUUUGCAAAACGUUUUAAAAACACAUAAAAAAUUUGAUUAUUAUCUAGCUUUGUCAAUGGAAUACGGUUAGCUAAAUAUAUGCAUCUCCUUACGAAA